GGUUGAGUGGCAAGUUGUUUGUUCCAGCGAGCACCAGCUGCUCGGCACUCCGGGCUCCGCUGCCUCCCUGCCCGGCUCAGCUCCGCGCCCCGCCGGCCUCCCCCCGCCGGUCCAACUUUUGCACCCUCUGCUCCCUCAUCCCCCCGCUGCCUGCCCCUCCCCGCCCCCGGAGCCGGGAAGGGGGAGAAGGAGCCAGGGAGGAGGAAAAAAAAAAAAAAAAAAAAGGCACCGACAAUAACAGCCCCCCUCCCCCUCCCCAUUCAAAAACACAAAAUAAACCCCAGGGAUAGAUGAACUACAAAUGAGAAAGAGGAAAAGAUGGAACUGCACAUCCUAGAGCACAGGCUCAGAGUGGCCAGCAUAGCCAAGGAGAGCAUCCAGUUGUUUACCUAUGGAUUAAUCAAACUUGCUUUCCUGUCCUCCAAGACGAGAUGCAAGUUCUUCAGCCUCACAGAAACCCCGGAGGACUACACCAUCAUUGUGGAUGAAGAGGGCUUCCUAGAGCUCCCUUCCUCGGAGCACUUGAGCGUGGCUGAUGCGACAUGGCUUGCCCUCAACGUGGUGUCUGGCGGAGGUGGCUUCUCUGGCUCCCAGCCCAUCGGAGUGACCAAAAUUGCCAAGUCAGUAAUAGCACCUCUAGCUGACCAAAACAUCUCAGUGUUCAUGCUCUCCACCUAUCAGACGGACUUCAUCCUGGUACGUGAGCGAGACCUGCCCUUCGUGAUGCACACACUGGCUGCCGAGUUCACCAUCCUCAGAGUGGUGAAUGGGGAGACAGUGGCUGCCGACGACCUUGGGAUAACAAAUGGAUUUGUCAAACCAAAACUGGUUCAGAGGCCUGUCAUUCAUCCCCUUUCCAGUCCGAGUAACAUGUUCUGCGUCACCAGCCUGGAUCCAGAUACCCUUCCCACUGUUGCUACACUCCUAAUGGAUGUGAUGUUUUACUCCAAUGGAGUAAAAGACUCGGUGGUGGGCAAUGAAGACUCGGGACAUAUUCGCUUUUUCUCCUUUUCUCUCAUUGAGGGUUACAUCUCCUUGGUCAUGGAUGUCCAGACACAGCAGAGAUUUCCUAAUAAUUUGUUGUUUACAAGUGCAUCUGGCGAACUCUGGAAGAUGGUGCGGAUUGGUGGGCAGCCUCUUGGCUUCGAUGAAUGUGGAAUUGUCGCUCAGAUUUCUGAGCCUUUGGCCGCAGCUGACAUCCCAGCCUACUACAUCAGUACUUUUAAGUUUGAUCACGCAUUGGUACCUGAAGAAAAUAUAAAUGGUGUGGUCAAUGCACUCCAAGUCAGUCAAGCUGAAAAGCAUUAGAAAUCUUCUGAGCUGGUUCCAGAUGCUUUUUAUUAUUAUAAUUAUUAUUAUUAUUAUAAUUAUUAUUAUUAUUAUUAUUAUUCUUUUUUUCUCACAGUAUUUCUUGAAAAAUCUGAUUCCAGAGAGUGACAUGAAAAGAGACUGUGGAAAGUUGAGCAGAAACAGCUCCAAUAAGCCUUUGUUUUAAUUAUUAUUAUUAUUAUUAUUAUUGUUAUUAUUAUUAUUGUUAUUUUAUUAAAUUUAUGAAUGGGGGGCAGGAGGAAAGGGAGUUCAGACGGUUUCCUGACGUUCAGCUCCAAGGCGAAGUGUAACCUGCCCACGUUCUCGGUGCGGAAGGAGCUGCCCGGGGACACCCGUCUCUCCCCGAAGCGCGGCGGCGCGGAUGGCCGCAUGCGCGGGCGCUCUGCCGAGAGCUUUGCGGCAUGGCUGGGACGGAUGGGCCGCUUGCUCAGAGAGAGCGCUGAAAACCGCAAACAAAAUGAAAUGUGGAAUUAAACAGAAAAGACGUCGCAUAGUGCUGGCUUGUCUCCUCGCAUCAGACUUUUUGAGGACUGUCCGUCAUUGCGUAUGUUGAGAUAGGAUGGGAACUGGGUUCUGUUUCCCCUGGCAAAACUGUUUGGUGUUGGAAAAGGGGGAAGUAUACAGCUGUUUGAAUUUUCCCCUUUUUCGCUUUCUCCCUGCGGUCAAAGCCUGGGCAGGGGGAGCGUUGCUCCGGCCUACCUCCUGGCAGGUGGUGCCACCAAGACUUCUGUCUGCAUUGAGACCUGGCUGGUUUAGCUCAGUUUGCCCCAGUCCCCCUCCCACCGCCCCCAGUGUCCUCCCGCCACGUCCCCUGCUCCAGCUGCUGUCCCCUGGCCCCACAUCAGAACCAUCCCCAAGCCCUUGUCCCCCAGGGCCAGCAAGAGGAGGGACCCGUCUCUUCUCCUGUCCCCACGGGCUUUUUCCCGUCCACGUGGUACUCAUUCACGGGGACACGAAGCAUUGCCUGGGGGCCCUGGGUAGCUGCUCCUGCACAUCCCAGGCCACCUCGGCCAAGAGCCACAGUGGGUUGUCCCUGCCAUGGCCAGGAGGGUGCCCAAGCCCUGCUGGGACCCUCCUGCUGCUUUUCGUGGGCUCCUUCAUCACCGGGGUGGAAGUCACUGCCAGCUGGUGACUUGACUCCUGAGGUUUUUCCCUUGGGUUCAGCGGGUAGCCCUUCAAAAGCAGAACGAUGCUGAAAACACAUAAAACCUGAGGCAUCUCCUCCUGGUCCUGUCGCGGGAAGGUGAUGUGGGCUUUGCCCGUGCGGCACCAGGAAGGUGUUUGCUCCUGGCGUGAGCCAGAGCUGCGGGCCAGCGGGAGCCAGGCGUCCGGGCCCGUGGUGGCACCCGCCUCCAAAGCGUGCCUGCGGCCGCUCCCAGCGCCAUGGAAGGCAGCGGUGACCGGUGCCGGGAGAGCAAACGGCACCCAAGAUGUAGGUACCAGCCGUCUGCGCCGUGCUGUGACCGUGCAGCGACCGUGCAGCAAGGGCUGGUGGGGAGCAGAAGCCGUCUGCAGAGGACUCUGCUUUUACGGUUAGGAACCCAAGGAUUUCUUGCAUUUCUAGACUUCUUCCAGUUUCAUUUUUGAUAUGAAGAAAUUGCAGGUCUUACAGCUUUAAUGAGGGCCUUCCAGCCUUGCUGAAGAGACGGCUUCUGGCACGGUUUUGCUGAGGCUGUGUCUUGGAGGUUUGAGCCAGGGUUUUGUGUUCAUCUGGAGGCAGUAAGCAAGGACCUGAGAUCAUGCCACGGGCAUGGCUUAUACUGGUGUGUAGGACGUGCAAACACACACGCCGGCUUCCAGCUCGCUGUUUAGUUCUUCGUUUACGGUGCCGGAGGGCUGAGCUUAACAUUUGUGGUUUCUGGUGCUGCUGGACCCAGACACUGAGCUUCAAAUCCGUCUGGUUUGUAAUCGGCGGGGUGUUGUGUGGCAGCUGGACAGGGAGUCGGAGCAUCCGCAGGAAAACGUGGGUAACUUUCCCUUGUAGGCCCCGAGUUAAAGCAUCCCUACUGAGAAACACUUAGGCACGUGUUUAAUACUUUACCGCGGUUUUGCUGUUCCUUUAUGUGGGUUUUCAGAACUGCCCCAUGAUACGUCAUGUUCACUCCAGAUUUCUGGAGUAAAGGUUUAUUCCGGGUGCAGCACCACGCGUCUCUGGAUACUUGCUCGGAAAGAUGCUUUGGUCUCCUGCCACGUGCCGUAAGGAUGCGAGCACAGGCUCUCUGGUGCAAUAGUUAAGAAAAAAGCACUCGGAGAUGUUUUAUGUGGACCUGCACAGCAUCGCUGGCAGCGAGCUGAGCCGAAGGAUGCGGCAGGGCGGUCGGUGGCUUUUCAUCACGUAAAUUGUUGAAGGGUUUUCCCUCGGGACGGCAGAUUGGAGUGUUUGUAGGACUGCGCAGGAUUUUUUUGGAGAGGGAUACCAGCACAUUUAGUUGGUGCACAGCUACUGAGUUGCCAGCCAGGCUUUCUGGUCGUCUUUGUGUUGAGUUGAGCCUGAGCUCUCCCUGCGUGCGUGGGCAAUGUCACCAGGACAGGGUCGUCUUUGUGCUCCUGGGUUUUGUCAACCAUUGGAAAAUGAUUAUUUAGCCACUUUCCAUAUCAGAGAGCAACGUGCGUUGCCCUCGGCGUGUGCUAGUGCUGCUCUCUAAGGACCGCGACAUGUACGGUAAGGAAUUACUUGAAACAAGCAACAACUUUACUGAGCCUUAAGAGAAAGCGAAAAAAAAAAAGUUUUAAUUUUUUUUUUUUCCCCCAGACUUUGCACUCAGGCUUAUUUUUUACUUUAAAUUUUCCACUUUUUUUUCCUGUAGGAAUCGGCCUUAAAUUUGUGAACUCUGCAGAAGUCUUUAGGUUGUUUCAGAAUUUCACGAAGCAGGUUGAUGUCCUGACACGAGAAAGUUAGCCUGAAGAAUGCCCAAGGUGUCAGGUGCCGUUGAGGGACUCUGUUUCUGCCAUCGUCCUCGGCUUUGCCUUUUUAUUUCCUCUCUUGUUUAGUCCUGAGAACCAAGAGGAUUGUUUCGGACACCUUGGGGUGAUUUGAUGCUUUCCCUUUAGCGUUCCCCACAUCCCUUUGCUGGUGGGAACUGAGAUUCUCCAAAUUUAGCCAGACUUGGUUGAACCUCGAACCGGAGCCCUGGGGAAGGGCGGGCCGGCGUGCGGUCAGGAUCGGUGCAAACUUGCGCCGUGGCGUUGCCUGUGAGACCUUCACUGGAUGAGGCAGGAAGGGGUCUGGAGGGGCUUGGUUAAAAAAUAUAUUAAUAUAAUAACAGUAAUGUAACGCCACAGUGCUUAAUGAGCCCAAAGCUCUUAAAGCUGCCCCACAGCUCCUGCUCUCCCGGCACCCAGCCUUUGGGGUGGGGAAAAAUGGAAGGGUCGGUUGGUUUUUUUUUUUUUUAAUGCCUUAUGAUGAUAAUGUCUCUGAGCAUCCCUGGCAUUGUGCUGGCUAACGCUGUGUGGAUAGAAGGAGGAACAUGGCUUAGCGGGAUGCUCUUCAGCUGGGCGUCCGCGUCGCUGCAAGCCCGGCUCACCUGCCAGCCACCGCUCGGCUGGCUGGGGCGCUUCGCCUGCCCGCGGGUGCUGCUGAUCGGGGAUCACCUUAACGCUGCGGGACCCUCCCCGUGCCCCCUCAGUUCCUCUCGUUGCACAAAAAUUCACCAAACAGUGAAUGCAAAAAGCGUUUCCAGCCCUGCAAGGAGGGGUGGGGGGGAAGGAGAACAUAACGACCCUCCCGCACCCUCCUUGUUUCUCCGAGGCCUUUGCUUCCCGAGAGCUGUCAGCCUUUCUCCUGUUCGGCGUGCUCCUCUGUAGUUUUUUGUCUUUUUUCCCCCACCCAGAUUAGAUUUUGGCUGCAAAUUCCUUUCUCCUGUGCAAGUGUGUGCGUAUGGUCAUAUAAUUGUGUAGUGUUUACAUAGGAGUACUUAGUAUGUCUCUGUUGUACACAUAUAUAAAUACCCGUGUUCUGUGUUCGUAUGGCUAUAUACUGUACAUAGCAUAUAUACACGAGCAAUAUAGGUUAAUAUAUACCGUGUGAGUAUAUGUGUGUAUACUCUAGUCACACGCUCUGUGUGCGCGUGUACAUAUAGAUGUGUAAUAAGUGCUGUAUACACACAUUUAUUCACCAUAUAUUUUUAAUUCAAGUGUAUAGGCAAUAUGAAUACUCAGUUACGCUCUCAGGAUUUCUCUACACGGUUUUAGCGAAGAGCAGCAGCGAAGCUGACCUGGAGCAAAGCUGUGGCUGCUCCGCUCGCUGCGAGCAGGCAGAGAUCCACGCCGAUUCGCAGCAUCGGGUUUUCCUGCCUGCUUCCGAAACACCCUGUUCCUCUUCAGUUUGGUGCCUCAAGCACAGAGAAAAUUGCUCCUUUGUGUGUAUAAAUACAUAUAUAUAUAUAUAUUUUAGUUGCUGCCCUGAAUUGCUUCAGCCCGUAAGGAGUGAUGGUUGGUUUGCAAAGUGCCUGCCCAGCCCCAGGCUGGGGGGUUUGCAAAGGGGCUUCCAGUUCCCGCAAGCGCUGAGCCGGUGCCCGUGCCGCUCGCCUUCCCCGCAGAGGUGGGGGCCGCGGGGAGACCUCCUGAGCCUCCUGCCCGCGAGCGCUGCGGGCUGCCCCGGGCUUCUCCCCGCGUUUCUUCCGGAGCCGGUCCGUAGCGACCUUCCCCAGCGUGUCGGCGCGAGGCUGCACGGCUGUUUUCUGCCGGGACGGGGUUUGGCUGGUGCGGCUGGCGGGGGCUCGGUGGCCAGAAGGCAACCCGUGGCUAAGGCAGGGCGCCGGUGUUUAUUGGGAAACCCGCGUUCGUUGGCCUGUGAGGAGCUUAAAUCGGUGGGUUAUUUUUCAACAGACAGGAGCGUUGGAGGGCCUUUUCCCGUUGAUAGUGGGAGAGGCUGUUUGAAUCCAUCCCUGGAAGCGCGUGGGCUUUGCAUCUCGUCGCCAGAGUUUCCUGCUGACCAGGAGAGCCGUUUGUUAGCAUCCGGGUGGGAAAAGGUUUUUACCCCCAGCAUCCCCUAGUUUGAUAUUUCAGUCACGCUUCACCGAGCGCAGAGGGGGUGCUGCCUUGCAGCUGACCUUUCGGCUCUUUCAGGUUGCUGGCUUUCAGACUUGCCCAUCAGCGCGAGCUCGCGCAGGUUUGUGCAGCUUUCUGUUCCUUGUCAGACACUGGAGUCAGGCUGGUUUGCAGUUGACAGAGUUUCUGAAAUACCGCGCUUUAAGUGGCACGCGAUAACCCGUCUUGCAUAGGGAGGCCUUAAUGGAAGUAUUUGGAUUUGACUGGAGCACGGAGAUCGUGGCACCUGCAGCGGGUGACAUUAGCAUUAAGGCUUACUUAAUGGCCAUACCAUUUAUAAAGAGCAUUCAUCAUCUAAACAUCAUGCUGCUGCUUCCCAGUGUAGGUUUAACUCCAAGCUCAGUGUUACCGUUCCCAGGGGCACAGGUGGGGAAUGCUGCUGGUCAGAGAUGAAUCAGCGCUCGUCUCUAACAAAAAGCUUGUUGGUGUCAGACCCUGCUCGCGGGGUUGCAGAUGGUGAUUUAUUCUUCUGAGACGUGCCGUGCAGAGCGGGCGUGGGGGUUUUCAGGCCUGACACUCGAAGGAAAAUGUCGCUGGAAGGUCAUGAUCGCUUCAGCUAAGAAAGGCAUCCAACAGAAGCUUAUCAGGUUUAAUUUUUCUGAAGCGCGAAGUUUUGUCCCGCAGGUGCUGGGAGGGAAACAAGGGACUGCAGUGUGGGGUGCGUGGAGCAGAGGAGGUCGCUCAGGCUCCAGCAUAGCUCCACGAGCUCCCAGCUGUUUUGCUGAUGCUCUUGACGCUCUCAACAGCAUGCGGACACCUGGGAGGCACGGCAGACAGCAGCUCUGCUCAGAGACUACGCUGGCGUGUGCGGCGCAUCUGCACGGGCUGGAUUUUGGUUUUGCCAUCCCCAGCCAUGAGCUCCUGACGCCUUCUCCCACCAGCUGCCCCGCGUGGGGACCUGUAGUCUCACACUGUGGCCCUGGGACGGGGGUUUAAUUGCGUGACUCUGCCAUACCAUGAAGGUAGGGAAGCUGUUUGGGACAUUAGAGGCUAAAUUGCACGUGUUUGAUCAGAGUGUGGCUCUGAAAGAAGCCGUUUCCCGUCUUUUCUUAGCUUUGCUGUACAACACUUGAAUUUUCUUCCGUUACAGAGGGGCCACCCCGCUGGUGUCAGCUAGUGCAGCCGUUACCGCCCCGGCUGCAGAAGGGCCACGGGUUCAGUCCGUGCUGACUCGCUGUGCACAUCCCUGUCCCGCACAGCCCCGUGGUGUGGCGGGGGGGGGGUCUGCCCAGGUCCCUGCUGGUGGCCAGGCGGGGAGAGGCCAGGGGAGAGGCAGGGACAGCUGGAGUACCCAGCGAUGCAAGGGAAUUGGUCUUCUCUGUACAUGGUUUUGCUCGUUGUUGUGAACACAAAAGCAUUUUCGUUGUUCUUUUUCCUUUUUGAAUCGAACAGACCUCCUCUCCCUGCCCAGCCCGGUGACCCCCUGGGGCUGCAUUUGUCCUGGUCGCACCACCCCAGCAAGGCUGGCACGAGCCCUCCCAAACCCCCGGUAUUCAGAAAAUCUUCCGAUGCUCAACCUCCCUCCAAGUAUCACGGUGUGUUUUGAGGCAACGAUGGUGUCGGGCACUGGGACCGGAGGGUUUAGUCGCAUCUUGGUCAUUUUUCCCAUCCGCUUGCCCACACGUGCUGUUGGAGAGCACCGGGGCGUUCAGACUUUAGAGGUCAACGACUUGAGUAGGUGCUGGGUCCCGUGAUGGCACAGGCGGUGCUGAAUGAGAGCAAAUGUUCCUGUCCUGGCACUGGGUAAUUGGUAUUUCCUGAUAACGACAAGGGAGAAAUGCUUCGUUCAGCCCAAGCCUGAGCAUCGGCUGCUAGCUCCCGAGUGGAGGUGUCUCCCUGCAGCAUUCAGUGAUGGACAAGAAAUCACUUUCUGAUGAGGAUUUCUUUUCUCUCUGUUACUAUGACUGUUGUGGACAUCUCCAGUAAGCAGCUUAAGGCAUCUCACUUACCUGUUCCAGUCCUGCCUGCAAGCGUUGGAUUGGAUUAAACUUACAUUACCUGCUGGAGAGUAAAACCCAGCAAUCCUUUGCCAAAUAGUAUUUACAUUUUAUAGCAUGUGCUGGGGGGUGUUUACAUUGGCCAAGAUGGGCAGAUCUGCCUCCAGAUUUAGAUACCUUCUCCCCACGAGCACGUCUGCCUGUCCGUCUGUCCCUGCCCUGCGUGGGCCAUUGGCGUCAGGGACCGGCAGUAUCCCGCGGGCACCCUGGCAGCACCAAGCCAGUACAGAAACGCUGUGUGCGUCCCCCAGCCAGGCUGCGGCACCUUCCCAGGGCGCCCGGGAGGGAAACGCUCCACUGUGAAUCUUGAGUUACUCUGCUGUCUUCAGCCCCCCCCCAUUUUCCAUCCCUUGGCCUCCUUCUUCAUUUAGUCUUGACGAAGCACAGCUGGGUUGAAGUACCAGCUGUAGUUAGCGCAGGUGAAGAACAGGACUGCGUUGUGCAGCACGGCACGGGCGCUGGAGGCCGAUCAGCAAACCCUCGCUGUAGCAGCAGUAGCGCCUGCAGAAGCUCGGGUGAGCGUGGAGCAAUGCACAGACCCUGUUUAAGCAGGGGCAAUAAAUGAAGUAUGUAUCUAACAAAGUCUCUUAUAAUUUUAGGGUGUGGAUGUGCAGAGAAACAUACCUCUUUGGAACACAGAUAGCCAAGAUGUCCCUUCUUGGUCUCUCUAGACAGCGGCAGCCAUUUCUCCUUCGGGUUGGGAAGAUUAUUUGUAGACCGAAGCCGAGGACUGAAUGUUUCCCUGUAAGUGCGGAUCACGUGCAGGAGCUUUUCCCCGCUCUGUAAUUCCCGCUCGGAGGUUGCCUGUGCCGCUGCCUGCCCCGGGUUUGGCGAGGGCCUGACCGAGAAGGAGCACGAACCCCAGGCAGCUCAGCCCGGCUGAACGCCCGUAAGUUUUGCAGCCGAGGCGCAGGGAGCGGCGCGGGGACGGCAGCCGCCCACCUCUUGCCCCGGCUCAGCACCGCCGCGGGCUGCGUGAGCAGUGGUGCGGUGGCAAAGCAGCCGCUUAAUUCCCUGGGCUCCCUUGGGGUUUUGUGUUCAUCCUUUUUUAGCUUUCUGCAGAAUUUUGUAAAUGAAAUGUGGGUGGGUUUUGGAUCGGAGAUGGACGGAGUUGCCCAGCGAGGAUCUGGCAGGAUUGAAAUGUUGAAUUGUCUCCGACAGUGGAGCGGGAACACUUCGCUCCCCUCUGUCUCCUCUCUGUCCACUGCCUGUACCGCAGGAGAGCUGAUCAGCUGCCGAGUGUCCCUCUCCAGGCAGACCCGGCGAUUUUAGCGGUGUCUUCCCAACCCUAAAAGAUGAUGCCAAGAAAAGGGUUCCUUUUGUCCUUCAUCUGGGGGGGCUGGGUGCUUUUUCCCCUCCGUGUGGCUGUGGCAGAGGCAGCGUCUGCCUUGCACGGCGCAUUUGGAAGGAUGCCGUCAGAGGCUGGCUGUAGUUUGGGGUCGCGCUGUGCCCCCCCCCCCGCGGCUUUCUGCUGCUAUCUCAGCGUCUUGAGGGUUUGAAACCAGCUUUCUGCAAGUACAGUAAUAAACUUUUUCCCAGAGGAUUCCUACCAGCUCUUUUGUAACUUGAAAAACAGUUUCCCAGGUACCAGAUUCCCCGGCCCUUGUGGGAGUGCGGCUGGAAGCACCCCGCUCGCCGGGACGGCUGCCAUGAGCAUUGAUGCUCCUUCGGGACCCAAAAGAGGAGUUCAGCCCCGUUUGCCACUGAAGCACGCUCAGGCGGCGUCCUGCUCCGUUUCAUGGUCGGUGGGAAGAGUGAAAGAGCAGUUGCCGUGCGGGAAGCCGAAGGAAGGGGCGAGGGGGUUGUACGCAGAGGGCGAAGGAGACAAAAACCCACAGCCUCUUCUUGUAGUUGUUUCUUGUAAUUAUUUUUAAGGCCAGCCUUGUGAAUUUUUUGGAUUUUUGAGGUCGCCGAAAUUACCUAAAGAGCUGGCUCUGCUGUUACAACUGCGGGAACUGCAAACCUCCCUACGGCAGCUGUGCCUCUGGGCAAGACCGGCCUGUGCAGGGUGCAGGCCCCUUCCCACCGCGGCUCAGUGCUGCGGCACGGGGCGUUCAGGGCUCUCCCUCCGGCCACACCGUUCAGCUGCAGCCGUACGCGGAGGCAGCCUAUUUAACUAGGCUCCUUCUUGAAGAAAUGGCUGAAGUUUGAAUGUCUCCUUCCUGGGAGCAAACCUCCGCGGUUUCCCUGGCGGUGUCUGCGUGGUGCGGGUGAGCCGGGGCUGAGGCCAGCCCUGCUCGGGCACCGGGGCGACCGUGCCGGGGUGGGAGGUUAGCUGCGAGAGGGACGGCUCUGCAGUCGGAGCAGCCAGGUUUUCCUUUGAACGCUAGGAAGGGAUGCAGUCUGCUUUGGCUCGAUGACCUCGUCCUCAUUUUAGUUUCAUUAUAGAAUUAAAAAAUGAAUCGUGCCCUCGCUCUCCUCCCAGACCCUGCCUGCCGUCUCCGUUCUUCCUUCCUCCAGGUUUUUACUUGCCCCGCAUUUGUGAACGGCUCCGAUAGCGUGGGGGAACGGGGAGCACAUCGGCUGGUGCGCUGGUAGAGCUCCCCGCAGGGACUGGAAGGGUUCCGUCCGGGCGUUUCUGGGUGUGCUGGAGCCAGCGCUGCCCUCGCCUCUCACCCGAAAACCUCACUGCUACGGCUGCUACCGACAGUCAUGCUAAUGCGAUGGCCACUGAUAGCAGGGGUCUGAGGGUGACAUCCGAGCGCCGCCGGUGCCCGGGUCAGGGCCCUGGCGAUGCAGGGGGUGGUGGCACUCGCCUGUCCAGGGCUGCGCUCAGCGUCACAGCUGGCACGGUCCUGUCCCCUGUCCCCGCUCUGUGGCUGGGUCACCCCUCCCGGCGUCCCUCCCCUGUGCGUGGGCUCCAGGCUCAGAUCGGGGGUUCCUGAGACACCGAGUUGAGGAGUGAGCUAGUGUUUUUAGCAGCGCAGGGAGCAGCGCAUCCUCCUCCUCCUCUGUGCCGCCUCUGCAGCAGGGGAGAAAGGCCGCCGGGCAGUGACUCCCAGCAGGAUCCGGCUUUGGAUGCUCCGAUUCAGCCUGUGAAAGAGUCUCUCCCCCUGCCUCCCUCCCUCCCUUAGCUCCCCAGGUAGCCUGCUCUCCCUGUUUUCACUAAAAUUCGGGAGUGUGAUGACCUCAGUUUGGUGAAUGCACUCACCCAUUCCCACCACCAGCCGUGCCAGCAGGUCCUGGUGCUGCUGGGGUUUGGGGUCUCCUCGGUGCCGCAGCACCCAGGGAACCCGCUCCGGAUCCUCAGCAUCCCCCCUGCAAACGUGUCCGGCUGCAGCCCCGCAGCAUGGCGCUGCCUUGCAUCGGAUGUCUCCUGCUCUUUGGGCACCGUAAGGCGCCCAGGAGGGUUAAUUUGGAGGGAGCGUUGCAUGGAGGGAGCCUCAUCAUCCUCAUCAGCACUUGGGGACGGAUUUUUAGUUUGGCUCCUCUGGGGUAAAACGCAGCGAGCUGUUGCCCUGCGGGGUCACGGUGCAGGUUGCCGCCGCGGCCAUAGCGCAUCGCCACUUUACUAGCGUCCCAACUGGCUUGAACGAGACUAAGCGUUUCUCUCGUUCUCCCCUUCUCUUGGACUGAAGAAGGAGCCCAGCUUUUCCCCGGCACCCAGCAUGGCUGUAGCAUUGACCCGAAUUUCUAGAACUGCCAAGGGAGCAGGGAGGCUCCUGGUGCAGCAUCUGCCCGGCUCGGACCAGGGUCUGCCCCGCUGCUCCCGUCUGCCUCGAACAGCCAUGCUGGGCAGCCCAGGGAGGAACCACAUUGUCAGGACCUUCUUAAAAAAAAAAAAAAAGUUAGUUGUGUAUCGGUUUCUGUGUAAGUGAAAGACCACCUCCGGCCUCAGACACCCACCAAACUGGCUGAAGUCGGGCUGGGGGCGCGAGCAGCCCUGGGCACCCCGACCUCCGUGCUCACCUCUGAGAAACCCACGGGAACCUUUCCUUUGGGGGGGAGAGAAAAAAAAAAAACAAACCCACUUUUUUUUUUUUUUUUUUUUUUUCCCCUUUAAUUACCAGACUAAAGCAAACCGACUUGGGGGUCCACCCUGCUCCAGGCUGCGGCCGUCGUGCCGGCCGUGCGGGCAGCAGCUCGUGAGAGCUCAGGGCACGAGGCGCAGGGGAGCCCGACGGCGUCAGUGGCCUCGUGCCGGCCCCUGAACGAGGGGAGCGUUACGCCAUGGGGCGGGGGGAGUGGGGGCAGCAGCUGAGGAUCGUGCGCCGGGCACAAAGUGUGGAGCUGAGAAGUGGAUGCUUUGCUUUCCCAGCGAGUGCACACGCUUCUUUUCUUUGCUGGUCUUAUGCUGAAAAGCUGAGAUUUAUGUACUGUAUGGAAAAAAAAAAAACAAACCCACACAGAAAAAAAAGAAAAAAAAUCCUAAUGUUCCAAAAUAAAUGACAGUAUAUUUUGUACUUUGUAAAGUGUUAAUUAAAAUGAAAAAGAAUAAAAAGUGAAACAUACGCUGUCUGCUUUUGUACUGAUCAAACUGAUGAAAAUAAAGCAGAGCUUGGCAUUGUC
Messenger RNA from Grus americana (Whooping crane), 12884 nucleotides. RefSeq names its product cytosolic arginine sensor for mTORC1 subunit 2 (gene CASTOR2). Gene Ontology annotation, biological process: cellular response to L-arginine; negative regulation of TORC1 signaling. NCBI's taxonomy places the organism in Eukaryota, Metazoa, Chordata, Aves, Gruiformes, Gruidae. Gene Ontology annotation, cellular component: cytosol. The transcript is spliced from 9 exons. Bases 319 to 1308 code for a protein of 329 amino acids. The record is from RefSeq and is a predicted model, not a curated record.